Messenger RNA from Paramecium pentaurelia, 579 nucleotides. NCBI's taxonomy places the organism in Eukaryota, Ciliophora, Oligohymenophorea, Peniculida, Parameciidae. The record is from the annotation of a GenBank genome assembly.
AUGGAAGAGUAUGUAAAAAAAUUUAUAAUCUUAGACAUGCACAGAGAUUUUAAAAUAUUAUCAUCAAAGAAAAGAUUAGAAAUAUAAAAAGUAACAUCUUUUAGUAAAUGUUUAGUGAAAAAAAAGCUUAGCUAAGUUUUGCAGAAUAAAAAAUGGACAGUAGUAUUUAAGUUAAUGUUCAAAAACUAUCAAAAAAGAAAUAUUGAUGAAAUUAAUUUUGUCUUUUCAAAAUAAAUUUCUUAAAAUUGUUAAUAUAAUCACUUUUUUUAACUACACAUUAAUUUAUUUAUAAUGAAAAACCCAUAAUAUUAAUUAUUUUACAUCAAUAUUUAAUAAAUUAAAAACAAAAAAAAUAUUUUAUUACGAAAGUAAUAAAAACCAUUUAAUUCAAAACUUUCCAAGUUUAAACCAAUAUAAUUGGUUGUGGGGAAGAACCCUAUUCCGGAACUUGACCCCAUUUUAAAUUAAACAAACGAAAUACAUAUUUAAAAAAAUAAUGAUAUGAAAUUCUAUCAACUUUCUAAAAUGUUUUAUCCAUCAUUUCAUAAGAUCACUGCUGUUGAUACCUUUAUGAAUUGA